GCCUGGCGACGUUUUAUUUUGAAUAGCAAACCGCCUUGUCCAACUGCUGUCUUUUAAGUAAGCUAGCCGUCCAGCUAACCGCGGAGAGAUUCCUGUCUCCGGGAAUCAUUUCUCACAUUUAUUUCCACUUUCCGCCGGGUUAAAUAACACCCGAGACCUGGUACAGAUUAUAUCUCGUAGAUGUUUCCAACAGGAAGAGGGUUUUAAUGCUGAAGACGCUCGCGCUUCCGUCUACAUCUUCACGUCACUCGCUUCCAGUCAAGUUUGAUGUUUUUCCAUGAGCACCGUGUGGAGAGGACUUUGAUUUGCUUGUGCUUUCUGUCCUAGCAAAUCAAUGGAGAAGCUUCAAGACCUCAGCCAGUCCGAGUUGCAGGAUUUGCUGGACAACUUGGAGCGGGUGGAGUCUAUGGCACUGGAGUCUGAUGAGAUCCAGAACAUUCAGCUGGAGAGAGAGAUGGCUCUGGCUGCAAACCGCAGUCUGGCUGAGCAGAACCUAGACAUGAAGCCCCGUAUUGAAAAUGACAGAGCACGGCUGGUGGAGAAAUACACUGAACUGGAGGCAGUGAGGGAGAAAUACAAACAGCACUGUGUCCUGAGAGACAGCAUCAUGGGACAGGUGUCUCCGGAGGGUCUGUUGUCUCGUCUGCAGGCAGAGGGCGCCAGCACAGAGGCAGAGUCAGAGGCUCUAGCAGAUGAGUUUCUGGAAGGUUCAAUAUCGCUGGACUCUUUCCUCGAACGCUUCCUUUCCCUGCGCUCCCUCGCACACACGAGACGAGUGCGCAUCGAAAAGCUGCAAGAAAUUCUCAGCCAAAAAAGCAAAGGGAUCGGAGAUGCUACAAUUGCAUCACAGCCCUGUGCCAGUCAGGAUGCUGGAUCAUCAUCGCCGUGGCAACAACAGCAGCCGCAGCAGAGCUCCAAAAUCAAUGCACCCUCCAACGCCUCUAGUUCUGCUCUCCCUUAUUCCCCCUAUCCCGUCGCUCCUCCAUCAGCCUCCACAGCAGGCAGCACUAACCCCAGCACAGCGUUUCAGCCCUACCCCAGCCAGGGCGCCCCAUUCCCUCAGGCAACAGGCUUUCCAGCUCCCAGGCCUGCGUUUGGUCCCCCAGCAUGCCCAUAUCCCACUCAGCCCCAGUUUCCUGCCCCUCCGUUUGGGCAGUUUGGUCCCACGCCUGCCCAGUAUCCUGCUCCAUACCCGCAAUAUGGAGUAUACAACUACCCCACAGGCCCCCAUGCACCAUCAACCCAGUCACCCCCAGGUAGACCGCUUUAUAGGGCAGGUUUUGGGGUACCACAGCCAUACUCCUGAGCCACUCUGUCUGUCUGUCUGUCUGUCUGUUCUCUUUUUCUCAUAAUCCUCCCUCUUGUCUCUCCCACCUUUCCCCUCCUGCUCUGCCCUCUCAGAUUUGUGGUUUGCGUACACAUGUCACAUCCUGUUCCUGUCUGAGGCUUAUAAAGACACUUGAGAUUGAGCGUGUGCUUGUUUCCCCGACCCAACCUCAGUCAGAGACUCGAGAUGAGCUAAAACGGCUCGGUUCCUGUCCAUUCUGAAGCAUGUUUUCAAAAUCUCUGAUUAUAUUCAAACGACAAGAUGCUUUUUUUGUGUUACAGCUCAGCCGUAUCAGGCUGUUUCUUUGUUUCCUCAAUGAUUUAGUUUAAUCUACUGAGAAAAACACGCCACACUACACGGAAGGGUUACAUUAGCGUUAGGCGGAUCUCUUGUCUGUAUGGACCCUUGUUGACAGAGUCGAUCCAGAAAGCACAGCAUCAUUCUCCAUUCUAUCACAGAUUAAAAACUCCUUAAAUAAAGCCAAGAUUAUCUUUAUCAUACAUUUAGAUGACUUCCAUGUGUGCAGAUUUAAAAUGUCACCGGACGCUGUUACGGAUGCUUUGUGUAACAGUUGCUCCUAAUCUUCUGUUUGCUCCCUCUUUUUUUCCUUCACACACUUCCUUUUAUUUGUAAUACCGCUUGAUCAGAAGGAGUAGACUAUUAUCAUGUUUUCUAGUGGGAAUGGUGUACUUAAAUCAACCUAAUAUUGAAGGGAAACUGGAGAACUAGGGAUAAUAAUAUAGACAUAUCUACAGUGCUCAGCAUAAUUGAGUACACCCCAUUCUGAAAAUGAAUAUUUUUGUCCGUUUCUCAGUAAAUAUAGGGAAUGUUUUUGGUGCAUUUAAACAAAACAUAUUUAUUGAACGGGUAUAUUUAUUAAAAUAAGGUUUUAGUCACCAAACAUAUUCAGAAAUUGAAAGAUAAUACAAUAAAAUUCAAGCAAAAUAUUGCAAAUAAAAUUAAAACUACAAAAAUCAACAAAAUUUUUGAUCUUUCCUUUUUUUAAAAUUUGUAUUUAAUAUUUUUCUAUAACAUUAAUUUGGGUGUGCUAUUUAUUGGUGCGUUAUUUCAAGCUAUUUUGUUAGAUAAGCUUCAGAUUUGGCUUCAGUACUGACUAAUCUAAUAUAUAUGCACAAAUAUAAUAUUGCAGAGCUUCCUGUUUAAAAAGAUUGGUGAGGGGUGUACUCGUAUAUGCUGAGCGCUGUAUCAGUUAUAGCACAGGAUUUGGUGGGGCAGGUGAGAUGUAACAUAGCACAGAGCAUAUGCAAAGAAAAUAGGCGCUGCAUAAUACGCUUAGGUUAGUAGAUAUAGCCUUGAGAAUCUACCAGUAAGGUAGAGAAACCUUUCUGUUGGUAAAACUAUGCAGAUGAAUACCUGGCUGCAUAUUUUACACACUGAAUUCAGAUAAAGAUGAGCCGUUUUGCAUAUCCAGCCCUCAAGUCAACAUAGAUAUUUGCAUUAGAUGUCGCCUUUGCUAUUGGUGUAUAUUGGAGAAAUGCGUCAAUAGAGCCGCCGUUUUAGUACAGGGGAGUGCUCGUUUGAAAUGAAUGAGGAAACAAGGUGCAGUGGAGGACUGGCCAUCCAGAGCCAGAGAUAUAUAUAUACACAUUAAAUACCUAUAUCUAUUAUCGGGAGUUUUCCCGGUGGUCAGUAUGCAAAUAUUUUUUUAAGUUACGAAAAUUAUAUCACAUUUCUACACCGAUGGAUGAGUGAUCGCACGGGCAUUGCCAACAAAGAGCGUGUGUUUGUGUGCAUAAAUGUAUUAUCCGCCCUCCCUGUUGAAUUUGGUCUAAUCUGUUUCCUGAAACCCUCCUGCGUUCACUUCUAAUGCUAACAGAGGGAGGGAAUACUUUGUAAAUGAAUUUCCGCUAUGAACGAUUUUACAAUAAUAUAAGUUUCUAGCAUCUCA
Danio rerio (zebrafish) is the source of this 3236-nucleotide messenger RNA. It is a transcript of the gene vps37c, whose product is annotated as VPS37C subunit of ESCRT-I. NCBI's taxonomy places the organism in Eukaryota, Metazoa, Chordata, Actinopteri, Cypriniformes, Danionidae. Gene Ontology annotation, cellular component: ESCRT I complex; late endosome membrane. Gene Ontology annotation, biological process: protein transport. The record is from RefSeq and is marked provisional.